This is a messenger RNA of Corticium candelabrum, 1280 nucleotides long. RefSeq lists its product as uncharacterized. NCBI's taxonomy places the organism in Eukaryota, Metazoa, Porifera, Homoscleromorpha, Homosclerophorida, Plakinidae. The transcript has 3 exons. The coding region runs from base 79 to 1074 and encodes 331 amino acids. Gene Ontology annotation, cellular component: membrane. The record is from RefSeq and is a predicted model, not a curated record. Gene Ontology annotation, molecular function: C-5 sterol desaturase activity; iron ion binding.
UGCGUGGCUUUCAAAUAACGUAAUUACAUCACACCAACGUCAAGCCCGGAUAAUCUAUUUUUAGAACUUCGUUGACGGAUGAGGGAGCACACAUUUGGGAAGCGUACUGCGGCAAUAGCAGCAACCGUAGUGAUUGCUGCUGCAGCCUGCGCGCUAAACGGUGACACCUUCCUCAUCGCUCUCCUUUUGGGCCGAAGUUUUAUCACACUAAAAGAACUGAAUUCGAGCGUCGUGCUAGAUAUGAAUUCACUGCUAACAACAAGGCAAAAUAGCAUUCUACCAGAUUACCUGCAAAUACCAUUACUAGGCAGCAGAAUGACAGAUGUGCUUCUAUUUGUUUAUGUAUCUAUCGUUACCUCUCUGUCAGUAUUCUACACUAUCGGAGGCUUCUUACAUGUCUGCUACUACCAUCUUCAGCGUCAUGUCCCCUAUGAGUGGAAAUGUCAGCCUAAGAGAUUCCUUACUGACGCCAACCAUCGACAUGAAGUACUUGUCGGAACAUUGAACAUGACUAUGAACGCUGUCAUCUCCGGUUUGCUAACUACCAACAUUUACAAUGGUGGAUAUACCACCCUGUAUUUCAACAUAGCUGACUGGGGGUAUUUGUAUCUCAUCCUGUCGACAGUUGGAACAUUUGUCUAUGUUGAAGCUGCUUCCUACUACAUGCACAGAUUCUGCCAUGUACCAUUAAUCUACAAACGGAUACACAAACAUCAUCACAGAUAUCACUCACCAACUGCUUUUGCUGCAGUUGCUAUGCAUCCUGUGGAAGUACUUGCCUAUCAGUCACUACUAAUCCUACCGAUGUUCAUAAUUCCUAUUCAUGCAGCAGCUUAUGUAAGUAUACUACUCUACGACUACUACUUUGGAAUGCUAGAUCAUUCAGGAAUCAUGAUGGAUUCUUGGUUACCAUGGCAACCUCCAACCAAGUUUCAUGAUGAUCAUCACAAGUAUUUUCAUUGUAACUUUGGUUUCAACACAUUUGCCUUUGAUCAAUUUCAUGACACUAUUCGAAAGAAAGACAGGCAGUAUGGAGAAUCAUUGUUUGGAGGUCAUGGAAAGAAACAGACUUGACAGCCUAAAUUGUUCUCAUUAGUUGCAACAUGUCAAUUCUAACAGUAUUUGGCAUGAUUUGCUAUGGAUGUAGCCAUCUUCAUACAGUAAAUACAUAGAUGUCGUGUAGUUGGUAAAACUUAAAUGCAAUAUCUUUAUAAACAAAGCAAAAUUGACUUGUGUGUAUGUCUGGGUAUCACAGCCACAUGAAAGCAUGGAGGUCGGAU